AUGACCGACCGACCCCCGCCGCUCAAGCGCCGACGAGUGUCGAGCUCGGCCGAGGAUAUGCAACACAGUAUCGUUGACCCGGGCACCAUCAAGAUCAACGUCAGCGGAGCCUACAUAAUCGAUAAUGGCGAAGCCCAAUCACCCGCGAGCGACAGCAGUGCCGAGGAACAAGGCUAUGAGCAUGACCGCCGCGACAUCCGCUUGCCCAAUCAUACAUCAGUCGUCAGCCACGUCGCCGCAGACAUUGGUGGCUCCCUUGCCAAAGUCGUCUACUUCUCACGCGAGCCUGGUGCGAAAGAGCCGGGAGGUCGUCUACACUUNUUGCGCUUCGAGACGGAGAAGAUCGAUACGUGUAUUGAGUUCAUGCGCGAAUUGCAAAAGAAGCAGAAGAGAGCCAAUGGCGGCAAGCAAUCAGAACUUUGCGUCAUGGCUACCGGUGGUGGUGCUUUCAAGUACUACGAUCGCAUAAAGGAAAGAUUGGGCGUUGAUGUCAUGAGAGAGGAUGAGAUGGAGUGCUUGAUCCAGGGGUUGGACUUUUUCAUCACUGAGAUUCCGAAUGAGGUCUUUACCUACCACGACGAGGACCAAGACAACCUUAUACACUACACUGACGCCCGCGCCGAUGUAUACCCAUACUUGCUUGUCAACAUUGGCAGUGGUGUGAGUAUGAUCAAGGUCGAAGGGCCUUCCAAAUUCCAACGUAUUGGCGGAACAUCACUCGGUGGUGGUACCCUCUGGGGUCUGCUUUCUCUGCUCACCGGAGCACGCACGUUCGAUGAUAUGCUAGCAAUGGCCGAUGCUGGCGACAACUCGACAGUAGAUCUGCUGGUCGGUGACAUUUACGGUCAAGGAAUGGGCUACGACAAGAUUGGAUUAAGCGAGAGGACCAUUGCCAGUUCAUUCGGCAAGGUCUUCAAGCGAAAAAGAGAGGCAGAACAAAAUGCCGAGGACGGACAACUACAACACGAGGAUGGUCCAGAGAGAUACGACACGGCAACACCAGAAGGUGCUGCUAAGCAACAAUCAGAUCGCAAGUUUGACAUCGGCGAGGGUCGUAUGUUUGCACCUCAAGACAUCUCACGGAGUCUGCUAUACGCAGUCAGGUUAGUCUUAUCCCAAUUCCGGUACUGUCAGGCUUGCAUAUCACUAACAUUGCGACUANNCAGUAACAACAUCGGUCAAAUCGCCUACCUUCAAUCAGAAAAACACAACCUCAAGCACAUCUACUUUGGCGGCAGUUUCAUCCGCGGCCACCGUCAAACCAUCCACACUCUAUCCUUUGCUAUCAAGUUCUGGAGCAAAGGCAAUAAACAAGCAUAUUUUUUGCGCCACGAAGGCUAUCUUGGUGCAGUAGGCGCAUUCUUGAAAAGACAACCCAGGAAUUUUGGCCGUAGGGCCAGUGUUCAUGAAGAGGAGUCAUGA
Aureobasidium musti is the source of this 1422-nucleotide messenger RNA. NCBI's taxonomy places the organism in Eukaryota, Fungi, Ascomycota, Dothideomycetes, Dothideales, Saccotheciaceae. The record is from the annotation of a GenBank genome assembly.